CACCAACAUAAACUACUACUAAACAGAACCCAACUGAUCAGAGCUCUACUCAUUUCCCUUCUCUCUCUCUCUCUCUACCCAUUUCCUCCUUAAGAUCAAAACAUGGCUUACUUCGUUCCACAACUCCUAAUCUUAAUCUCUCUCUUCCAACUCUCACUCGCAGCCAGAAAACUCACCGAGUUAGUCCAAGAUCAACCCAAUACACUAAUGCAUUACCACAACGGCCCUCUUCUUUCCGGCAAAAUGCCAGUCAACCUCAUUUGGUACGGCAAAUUCACUCCUUCCCAACGAGCCAUAGUCUCCGACUUUGUCACCUCGCUGUCUUCUCCCCCACCUCAAACCCAACCAUCGGUCGCCGCCUGGUGGAAAACCACCGAGAAAUACUACAAACUAGCCAAAUCGAAAAAACCCUCGUCACUUUCUUUGUCCCUGGGCAAACAAAUACUCGACGAGAAUUACUCGCUGGGAAAAUCCCUCACGCAGAAACAGAUCGUGCAGUUGGCAUCGAAGGGCGAUCAGAUGAACGCAAUCAACGUUGUACUGACAUCCGCCGACGUCACCGUGGACGGGUUCUGUAUGAGCCGGUGCGGGACGCACGGGUCUUCCAAGGGUAAUGUCCAAGCAAAAGGGGAAAAUUACAAGUUCGCUUAUAUUUGGGUCGGUAACUCAGAGACUCAGUGCCCGGGUCAAUGCGCUUGGCCGUACCACCAACCUAUUUACGGACCACAGAACCCACCUUUGGUCGCACCCAACCAAGAUGUGGGUAUGGAUGGGAUGGUGAUCAACCUGGCUAGCCUAUUGGCCGGGACCGCUACGAACCCAUUUGGAAAUGGCUACUACCAGGGUCCGGCCGAUGCUCCGCUAGAGGCUGCAUCGGGUUGUCCCGGGGUGUACGCUAAAGGAGCUUUCCCUGGAUACGCAGGGGACCUUUUGGUGGACCGUACCACGGGUGCUAGCUAUAACGCGAAUGGUGCUAAUGGGAGGAAGUAUUUGGUUCCCGCUUUGUUUGAUCCGACUACAUUGACUUGUUCCACUUUGGUUUAAUGAGUUUGAUCAAACUAUGUAGAAAGGCGGUGAAAAAAGAGAGGAAAAAAAGACACAAUUGUACACUUAAUCAUUCAUUUAUUUGUUUCAAUUUUAAAAUUAAAUUACAUAAGAUUUGAUUCCGAAUAUUCGACCA
This is a messenger RNA of Rhododendron vialii, 1180 nucleotides long. Its product is annotated as protein PHOSPHATE-INDUCED 1-like. The coding region runs from base 103 to 1044 and encodes 313 amino acids. The record is from RefSeq and is a predicted model, not a curated record. The transcript has a single exon. Lineage: Eukaryota; Viridiplantae; Streptophyta; Magnoliopsida; Ericales; Ericaceae.